CGCCGCCCUCGGUGAGUCAGGGCAAGGCUGGGGAGAGGAAGACGCGGUAGAAGCGGAGUGAGUGAGGGGAGCGAUGGGCGCGGGAAUGGCCGGCCCACGGGUCGCAGGAGACGGGACGCCAGUCCUUCGGCUCCGUUCCGCUGGCUCCGUCGUCAGUAAUGACACCUCGGGCUUGUAGAGCACUUCACGCAGUGCAAAGCGCUCCCGUGUAUAUCAUAUCGCCUCUCGGUCCUCCUAAAAGUCGUAUGAGAUGGAGCUGGAGGAGGGGAAGGCAGGCAGCGGACUCCGCCAAUAUUAUCUGUCCAAGAUUGAAGAACUCCAGUUGAUUGUGAAUGAUAAGAGCCAAAACCUCCGGAGGCUGCAGGCACAGAGGAAUGAACUAAAUGCUAAAGUUCGCCUAUUGCGGGAGGAGCUACAGCUGCUGCAGGAGCAGGGCUCCUAUGUGGGGGAAGUAGUCCGGGCCAUGGAUAAGAAGAAAGUGUUGGUCAAGGUACAUCCUGAAGGCAAAUUUGUUGUAGAUGUGGACAAAAACAUUGACAUCAAUGAUGUGACACCCAAUUGCCGGGUGGCUCUAAGGAAUGACAGCUACACCCUGCACAAGAUCCUGCCCAACAAGGUAGACCCGUUAGUGUCACUGAUGAUGGUGGAGAAAGUACCAGAUUCAACUUAUGAGAUGAUUGGUGGACUGGACAAACAGAUCAAGGAGAUCAAAGAAGUGAUCGAGCUGCCUGUUAAGCAUCCUGAACUCUUCGAAGCACUGGGCAUUGCUCAGCCCAAGGGAGUGCUGCUGUAUGGACCUCCAGGCACUGGGAAGACACUGUUGGCCCGGGCUGUGGCUCAUCAUACGGACUGUACCUUUAUUCGUGUCUCUGGCUCUGAAUUGGUACAGAAAUUCAUAGGGGAAGGGGCAAGAAUGGUGAGGGAGCUGUUUGUCAUGGCACGGGAACAUGCUCCGUCUAUCAUCUUCAUGGACGAAAUCGACUCCAUCGGCUCCUCGCGGCUGGAGGGGGGUUCUGGAGGGGACAGUGAAGUGCAGCGCACAAUGCUGGAGUUGCUCAACCAGCUUGACGGCUUUGAGGCCACCAAGAACAUCAAGGUUAUCAUGGCUACUAAUAGGAUUGAUAUCCUGGACUCGGCACUGCUUCGCCCAGGGCGCAUUGACAGAAAAAUUGAAUUCCCACCCCCCAAUGAGGAGGCCCGGCUGGACAUUUUGAAGAUUCAUUCUCGGAAGAUGAACCUGACCCGGGGGAUCAACCUCAGAAAAAUUGCUGAGCUCAUGCCAGGAGCAUCAGGGGCUGAAGUGAAGGGCGUGUGCACAGAAGCUGGCAUGUAUGCCCUGCGAGAACGGCGAGUCCAUGUCACUCAGGAGGACUUUGAGAUGGCAGUAGCCAAGGUCAUGCAGAAGGACAGUGAGAAAAACAUGUCCAUCAAGAAAUUAUGGAAGUGAGUGGACAGCCUUUGUGUGGAUCUCUCCAAUAAAGCUCUGUGGGCCAAGUC
Molecule: messenger RNA, 1497 nt
Organism: Symphalangus syndactylus (siamang)
Lineage: Eukaryota; Metazoa; Chordata; Mammalia; Primates; Hylobatidae
Gene: PSMC5
Product: proteasome 26S subunit, ATPase 5
Molecular function (GO): ATP binding; ATP hydrolysis activity
Source: RefSeq, a predicted model, not a curated record